Molecule: messenger RNA, 360 nt
Organism: Ascochyta rabiei
Lineage: Eukaryota; Fungi; Ascomycota; Dothideomycetes; Pleosporales; Didymellaceae
Product: rRNA-processing protein cgr1
Exons: 2
Coding region: 1-360 (119 amino acids)
Source: RefSeq, a predicted model, not a curated record
AUGUCUGAAUCAGUAGCCACAGAGACGUCUGCCGCGCCGGUCCCGGCUUCCGUCAAAGGAAUGAGGAAGAAUGGCAAGCAAUGGCGCGACAACAAAAGCGCUUUCAGGCCUCGCGCGAACCAGACACCGUUCGAAAAGCGCACAGCGGAGAGGAAGGCGCUCGCCGCUGUCAAGGCGAAGGAGAAGGAGCUGAAGGACGAGAAAGCAGCAGCAAAGCAGCAACAGGUUGACAGGAUUCGGGAGAAGCGCGCAGCCAAGGAAGAGAAGGAGCGAUUCCAGAAGAUGGAGGAGAAGAUGCACAAGAAGCGUGUCGAGCGUCUGAAGAGGAGGGAGAAGCGCAAUGCCAUGCUGAAGUCAUGA